Gryllus bimaculatus (two-spotted cricket) is the source of this 606-nucleotide messenger RNA. The record is from the annotation of a GenBank genome assembly. Lineage: Eukaryota; Metazoa; Arthropoda; Insecta; Orthoptera; Gryllidae.
CGAGCAGCUCCCAGCAGCGCGCACGUGGCCAGACAUGCAACUGUGCUCAGUGACGUUUCGACAAGUCAGACCGGUUCUAAGUGGGUGCUAGUGAUCGUUUAGUAGCAGACGUUCUGGACUGCUAUCACAGUGCACUACGUGCAGGUGUACGUGUUUGGGAUUGUCAUUUAAGAGGGCGGCGCCAUGGGGACGGUGUCGCGCAAGGCGCUGGGUGGCUCCAUCCACCGCAUCCGAGAGUUCGAGCUCGAGAAGGCAUUCGUCACAUGUAAUAACAUACAAGAAGAUGAUAGUAUUCGUCAGAAGGCACAAGGGUUUGGGGAGAAAGAGAACCAAUAUGAAAUAGAUAGAUGGUGUUCAGUGGCGGGGAAUGGCGAGGCGAGGGAACCAGGCCAAAAACGAGAACUGUACAGCGCCGGUGGAUCCGAGUUCGGAGACCGCGUUGCAAGGCGGCAGAGGCGGGAAGUGGGUGAGCCAAGAGUUUACGGCGGCUGCAGGGGAAGAAGGUCGCCGGAAGCGAAGGGUGUCAGUGGCUCGUGGCGGUGCAGCGCGAGCGUUGAUCCCACUUUAGAAGAUGAAGCUACGCUGCGAAAGAUGCGAUGGAGAUAG